This is a messenger RNA of Musa acuminata subsp. malaccensis (wild Malaysian banana), 1196 nucleotides long. Its product is annotated as protein RGF1 INDUCIBLE TRANSCRIPTION FACTOR 1. NCBI's taxonomy places the organism in Eukaryota, Viridiplantae, Streptophyta, Magnoliopsida, Zingiberales, Musaceae. The record is from RefSeq and is a predicted model, not a curated record.
AAACCCCCCCCCCCUCUCUCUCUCUCUCUCUCUCUCUCUCUCCCUUGCUUACAGAGACCCCUUCUCUACCCCUGCAUCUGUUCUGCUUUCUUUCUCCCCUGAAUCCAUUCUUGUCCCUUUUGCUAUUGGCUCUGUGACUCCAAGAUCAAGAUAAGCGGAGGAAAAGGUGUGAUUUUUUUCCGAUGAUCAAUGUGGCGAUCGAUCAAGAAUCUCCGUUUAGAGAGCUUAACAUCAAGAACAGACGAGUGAUGGGAGGAGGAGGGGGGCUGGAGGAGGAGGAGGAGGAGAAGUGGCCGCCGUGGCUGCGGCCGCUGCUGUCGACGCGCUUUUUCGUGCAAUGCAAGCUGCACGCGGACUCCCACAAGAGCGAGUGUAACAUGUACUGCCUCGACUGCACCAGCGGCGCCCUCUGUUCCCGGUGCCUCUCUCACCACGGCGACCACCGAGCAAUCCAGAUAAGGCGGUCUUCCUACCACGACGUGAUCAGAGUCUCCGAGAUCCAGAAAGUGUUGGACAUCACCGGCGUGCAGACGUACAUCAUCAACAGCGCCCGCGUCGUCUUCCUUAACGAGCGCCCCCAGCCGAAGCCCGGCAAGGGCGUCACGAACACCUGCGAAGUCUGCAAUCGGAGCCUCCUCGACUCCUUCCGCUUCUGCUCCCUCGGCUGCAAGAUUGCCGGCACCGCCUCUGACUACAGCAGGAACAGAAAGAACAGCAAGAAGAAGAAGAAGAAGUCAACUGCUGGAUCAGACUCAGAGGAGUAUUGCACGAGUGCCAGUAGCGGCAGCGACAAGAGCCACGACGGCACACAGAGCUUCACUCCAUCCACGCCCUCGCCGACCGCCGCCCGCCUCCGCAGCUCCAAGAGGAGGAAGGGAAUUCCCCACAGAGCUCCGUUUGGAAGCCUAAUGCUGGAGUUCUAAGCCUGCCUUCACAUCAUCAAUACCAGAGACUUCUAAAACUACGUAUUAACCACAAUAGUAGCUACUCGGUGAAAGCUGCUGUCAAGCCAUUGCUCAUGGCGAACACAGGAAGACCAUUCACAGCACAAAGUGCUUCUUGGCGUGGAGGCCGGUGCUGGGAAACACUGUCGAUAAGGACGGCGGAGCUUGUUGGUGAAAGCUUCUGCAAGCCUUGAUGGGAACGUAGUAAUAGAGUUCUCGUGUACUGCUGUUUCUAGGUGUAAUACUACUUCG